Messenger RNA from Microtus oregoni (creeping vole), 1769 nucleotides. Its product is annotated as phosphorylase b kinase regulatory subunit alpha, skeletal muscle isoform-like. Gene Ontology annotation, molecular function: calmodulin binding. The record is from RefSeq and is a predicted model, not a curated record. The annotation marks the transcript as partial. The transcript has 14 exons. Gene Ontology annotation, cellular component: phosphorylase kinase complex. Gene Ontology annotation, biological process: glycogen metabolic process. Lineage: Eukaryota; Metazoa; Chordata; Mammalia; Rodentia; Cricetidae.
GGAGGCGGGGCCGCGGCCGCUGACCCGCCGCAGUUGCCAGCCUGGAGGCUCCGAGCUGCUGAGGUCUCCCUCAGUCCAACGGAGGAUGCCGGUUCGGCUCCCGGGGGUCAUGGGAGACUGAGUGGAGACCGGGGACUUUGCGAGUUGAAGCCUAGACCACGGGAAGCUGAGCCGCCACCUAAAGUGGACUCCGAGACCGCUGGAGCGGGGCGCCGCGCGGGAACCAUCGGCCAAGCGAGUGAGCGUGCACUCCGAAGGUUUCCGCAGGCCUGGUGUCCAAGCUUCCCCUGAGUGUGGACUGGGGGAUUAGGGACUUGGUGCGAUGAGGAGUCGGAGUAACUCAGGGGUCCGCCUGGACGGCUAUGCUCGGCUGGUGCAUCAGACCAUCCUGUGCCAUCAGAAUCCAGUGACAGGACUGCUUCCAGCCAGUUAUGAUCAGAAAGAUGCCUGGGUCCGAGAUAAUGUGUACAGCAUCCUGGCUGUGUGGGGUUUGGGCCUGGCAUAUCGGAAAAACGCAGACCGUGAUGAGGACAAGGCGAAGGCCUAUGAGCUGGAGCAGAGUGUAGUGAAGUUAAUGAGGGGACUGCUGCACUGCAUGAUCAGACAGGUGGAUAAAGUAGAGUCCUUCAAGUAUAGUCAGAGUACUAAGGAUAGCCUCCAUGCCAAGUACAACACCAAAACUUGUGCCACAGUGGUGGGUGAUGACCAGUGGGGACACCUGCAGUUGGAUGCUACUUCUGUGUACCUGCUCUUUCUAGCACAAAUGACUGCCUCAGGAUUGCAUAUCAUCCACAGCCUAGAUGAAGUCAAUUUUAUACAGAACCUUGUGUUUUACAUUGAAGCUGCAUAUAAAACUGCUGACUUUGGGAUAUGGGAACGUGGAGACAAGACCAACCAAGGCAUCUCAGAAUUGAAUGCGAGUUCUGUUGGAAUGGCCAAGGCAGCCCUGGAAGCACUAGAUGAAUUAGACUUGUUUGGUGUGAAAGGUGGGCCACAAUCAGUUAUCCAUGUUCUGGCUGAUGAAGUACAACACUGCCAGUCAAUCCUAAAUUCACUGCUGCCCCGGGCUUCAACAUCCAAAGAAGUUGAUGCCAGUCUGCUGUCAGUGAUCUCUUUCCCAGCCUUUGCUGUAGAGGACAGCCAUUUGGUAGAGCUCACCAAACAGGAGAUCAUCACCAAGCUUCAGGGUCGUUAUGGUUGCUGUCGUUUUCUACGAGAUGGAUAUAAAACUCCUAAAGAGGAUCCAAAUCGUCUAUACUAUGAACCAGCUGAGCUGAAGUUAUUUGAAAACAUUGAGUGCGAAUGGCCAUUGUUCUGGACAUACUUUAUCCUUGAUGGAGUCUUCAGUGGGAACGCAGAACAGGUCCAAGAAUAUAGAGAGGCUCUUGAUGCAGUUCUCAUCAAGGGCAAAAAUGGAGUCCCACUUCUUCCAGAGCUGUACAGUGUUCCCCCUGACAAGGUUGAUGAAGAAUAUCAAAAUCCUCACACUGUGGAUCGAGUCCCCAUGGGAAAAUUGCCUCACAUGUGGGGUCAGUCUCUAUACAUUUUAGGAAGCUUGAUGGCAGAGGGAUUUUUAGCUCCUGGAGAAAUUGAUCCCCUGAAUCGUAGGUUUUCUACUGUGCCAAAGCCAGAUGUGGUGGUUCAAGCUGAAACAGAAGAAAUCAAGGCCAUUUUGAAGGACAAAGGAAUUGAUGUGGAGACCAUUGCCGAGGUGUACCCUAUCAGAGUACAGCCAGCUCGUAUUCUUAGCCACCUUUAUUCCAGUCUAG